Molecule: messenger RNA, 1531 nt
Organism: Ostreococcus lucimarinus CCE9901
Lineage: Eukaryota; Viridiplantae; Chlorophyta; Mamiellophyceae; Mamiellales; Bathycoccaceae
Exons: 2
Coding region: 215-1531 (438 amino acids)
Cellular component (GO): preribosome, large subunit precursor
Molecular function (GO): protein binding
Source: RefSeq, a predicted model, not a curated record
CGCGCGCGGCCGGCGACGCGCCGAAAGACGCGCGGCGCGACUUCGAGCGCGAGCGACGGUAUCGGCGCGCGCGCGAGCGGGGCGUGACGAGCGAUCGAACGCCCGCGCGCGACGUGAGGCGCCCUCGGGCGACGACGAAAAAGCGCAGCCGCCGGCGCUCGCCGACGCGAAGUCGUCGACGACGCGCGACGGCGCGCGGGAAACCGCGAGGGCGAUGUCGAACGAGGACGCGAGCGAUGUCGAGAUCGCGGUGAGCUUCGUCACGCGCCUGCCCGAGGAGUUUCGCGUGAGUGAGAGCGCGAUCGAGGUGCCGGGCCGGCUGACGAGGUACGGCUUGAGCGAGGUGGUGAAUCACCUGCUCGGCGCGACGACGCCGACGCCGUUUGAUUUCCUCAUCGAUGGAACGCUUUUGCGCACGUCGCUGGCGAAGUUGGCGCUGAGGCUCGGGAAGAGCGCGGAGGCGACGCUGGUGGUGGAGUACGUGCCGGCGCUGGGACCGCCGACGGCGGCUGAGACGACGAAAUGCGAGGCGUGGGUGAGCUCGAUCGAUGGAAGUUGGGCGAAAGCGGUCGUCACGGGGUCCUUCGACGGUAAAGCACGGUUGUGGUCACCCGUGGGUAAGUUGCUGUGCGAGUUGGAAGGCGCGGAAGAGCGCGUGUGCUCGGUGAGCUUGGCGCCGCCGAGCGCCGGCGCGGACGCAGAAAACGCGUGUGUGGUGUUAGCGGCUUCGGCGGAUCACACCUUGCGAUCGUAUGCGGUGACGCUGACUGGGAAAAAGUGUGAACUCGGGGAGCAGCGUGUUUUCAAGGGUCACGAGGGCACUGUGACGGACGUCGCGAGCGCGUACGGCGCUCGACUGUUCGCCUCGUGUUCCGUCGACUGCACGGCGCGAGUGUGGAAAAUCGACGGUGGCGAGUCGGCGAACGAAAAGGUAACGAAGAAGCGCAGAACAUCGAAGAAAUCGGAGGCUACAGACGACGACGCGAUGGUCGACGAUGCGAGCGCGAAAAUUGGUCUCGGCGAGGAGCUCGUGUUGCGUGGGCACACGGAUCAAGUGCGAGCGGUUUCCUGGGAAAGCCCGCAAGUACUUUGGACCGGCGCAUACGAUAAUACGAUCCGAGCGUGGGACGUGGAGACUGGCGAAGAGAAGGAGUCUCAUCAUACGAACAGUUCAGUCCAUACCUUGGAUGUCUCGAGGGGAGGAAGUAGGUUCGCUUUCGGGGGGAGCGACCGCCUGGUUAACGUGUGGGAUCCGCGAGAGUCGGCGUCGGCAAAGGCGUGCCUGAAGCUCAAAUCUCACGAGGGGUGGGUGUCGUGCGUUCGAUGGAGUCCAACAAACGAGCAUCACAUCGUGAGUAGUGGAUACGACGGAAAAGUCAAGUUAUGGGAUAUUCGUGGUAGAGUGCCACUGCACAGCGUUUCGUCGCACGACGGGAAAAACUUCGCCGUGGAUUACCACGGAGGCGAACGGCUGUGCAGCGGCGGCGACGACGGACAGCUGAGAUUUUGGAACGUAGGUAGCUCUAAAUAA